Messenger RNA from Motacilla alba alba, 895 nucleotides. It is a transcript of the gene PTPMT1, whose product is annotated as protein tyrosine phosphatase mitochondrial 1. Bases 136 to 711 code for a protein of 191 amino acids. Gene Ontology annotation, biological process: protein dephosphorylation. Gene Ontology annotation, molecular function: phosphatidylinositol-4,5-bisphosphate 5-phosphatase activity; phosphatidylglycerophosphatase activity; protein tyrosine/serine/threonine phosphatase activity. The record is from RefSeq and is a predicted model, not a curated record. The transcript is spliced from 4 exons. Lineage: Eukaryota; Metazoa; Chordata; Aves; Passeriformes; Motacillidae.
GCCGGGCGCCUCCCGCCCGCGGCCCGACCCCGCCGCGGCUGUCCCUGCUGGUGACGCUCGGUGCGCGCGUCCGCGGCGCUCCCCCGCCCGUCGGCCCGGCCCGGCCCGGCCCGGCGCGGCGCGGCCCCGGCGCGCAUGGGGGUGCUGGAGGCGCUGAGCGCCGGCGCGGCGCGGCUUCUCUUCUACCCGUCGCUGCUGUACACGGUGGCGCGGGCGCGGCUGCCCGGGUCCCGCCGGCCCUGGUUCCACCGCAUCGACGAGGUCGUGCUGCUCGGGGCGCUGCCGCUGCGGGGGCGCAUCCGCAGGCUGGUGGCGGAGGAGAACGUGCGCGGCGUGGUCACCCUCACCGAGGACUACGAGACCCGCUUCCUCUGUUUUUCUCCCCAGGAAUGGGAGGCAAUGGGAGUGGAGCAACUGCGUCUUAGCACUGUGGAUCUAACUGGAGUCCCCACCUUGGAAAACCUGCACAAGGGCGUGGAGUUCAUCCUGAGGCACCGGGCCCAUGGUAACAGUGUCUAUGUGCACUGCAAGGCAGGACGCUCCCGCAGUGCCACCAUGGUGGCAGCAUACUUAAUUCAGCUGCAUCACUGGAGCCCUCAGGAAGCAAUAGAGGCCAUUGCCAAGAUUCGUCCCCACAUCCUCAUUCGACACAAGCAAGUCCAGGUCCUGGAGAAAUUUCACAGGAACAUGAUCACUGGGAGAACUGCAUAACUUAGUAAAAACUAAUCAAAAUCAGAAUCAAAAUCCUCAUUCCAGCUGAUAUAAAAAAAGUUUUUAUGGUCUAACAAAAGCUUAAGGGUUUUCAUUCUUGACAAUCAAUAAAGAACAUUUUACAGUAAAGGGGAAACAGGGCUGUUUCAUUAAAGCUUUCUUUCCUUCUGGCUAAUGUCCUAGA